GUUUGAUGAAUGAAUAAUGGUCUAGUAUUUUUUGGUUUUCCAUAGGAUCCCCAAGUCUUGACCACCCAUCAUGCAGCCCCUGGGUCAAGCAGACCUGGGCGUCUCAACCUUCUAUGCUGCAGCUCACCCCCACGACCAAUGUGGGGCGGACGGACUACCGCUGACCCCAAACUCUAUCCGAAUCCUUGGUCGUCUGCAGAGGCUGAAGAUACUCGGCCAUCCAAGGCUGUGCCAGUAUGUGGACAUUGUCAGGGGAAAGCAUGAAAGAGUUAUGGUUGUCUGCGAACAUUACAAGAACAACGUGCACUUGGCAGCAAAGAAAGGAACUUUCAAACACUGGCCCAGUGUAAUGCAGUUAGUCUAUGAGGUUCUAGAGGGACUGGUAUGUUUGAACAACCACGGUCUAGUGCACAGGGCGCUGUCGCCAGCAAAUAUUCUUCUGGAUACAGAGGGUCACGUCAAGCUGGCCAAUCAUGGACUGUAUCACAUGACAGAAUAUGGAGCCUGUGUCACUUUUCCUAUCGGUCACCCCCGUUACAUGUCCCCCGAGGUCCUAUCCAGUGGCCCCAUCCAGCCUGACGACUCUGGCACGCGCCCAACCAUGUCCGGCCCAAAAGUGGACAUCUGGUCACUAGGCAUCGUCGUCAUGGAGAUCUGUCUGGGCCUGGAGCUCUGGUCCUCCUGUACCUUGCCUCAGCUCAUCUCCAAGGUGCUGUUGCUAGGGAAACACAGCAACGGCAUCCAUUCGUUGGAGACAAUCUUCAGAGAGCAUGGCACACAGAACAAGUUUCAGGAGCUCCCACAGUCUUUGCAGAGUUUUCUGAGGCAGUGCUUAACGGUUUCUCCUGACAAAAGGCCAAGUCCCUCUGAACUUCUUGCCAGUGAUCUCUUCAAAGAUUACGCCACCUGUAAGCUGCAUCCUAAGAGCAGUAUGACCAUGUUCCAGUACCCAGGCCUGAGAUCAGAGGACCUACAGCUUGACAAGUACAUAGAGAGUGUCAGAGAAGAAUCCACUGAGGAUCAUCUUGAGCUGAGGCCCAUCGCUGAGGUGUACUACCUGUGGGGUCUAGCAGGAGGAGACUUAGAGGCUGAACUCAGAAAGAAGGGUCUACUACGCAGCAGCCCACCUAUCUGUAACCUAGCAGAUUUGAUGACAGAGUUUGGUGAUGUGAUGGGACUAGAGAGAGACAGUAGCUCCCUGUAUGAUGACACAGUGGUGACCCUCUCUAUGACGCAGCUCAGAACACGCAUGGAGAACAUUGACGAUACAGCCUUCUACCCACUACUAGAAGAUGAGAAGAACCCAAUAAACUUGCCGACAUCCCCCAGCUCUAAUGGUCUGUCAGAGACCGCCAAUCUACCACUCAUCAUCAGAGAAAAAGACAUCGAGUAUCAGUUUCACCGUGUGGUCUUAUACGACCGGUUACUGCGUGGCUACCCAUACACCAUCGGUCGUGUCUUCCGUGAGUCGCGCAUUGACACGCCGCCAUUGUACAGGCCUGAGGUCUGGGCUGCGUUGUUAGCAGUGGAGGGUGAUUUCCAGGCCGUGUAUGACAGCAUCGACAAGGAGACCCCUACACCCACAGACAGGCAGAUAGAGGUGGACAUCCCCCGCUGUCAUCAGUACAGUGAGCUCCUCUCCUCCCCCGAGGCCCACCGGAAAUUCAAGAGGAUACUCAAGGCUUGGGUGGUGUCACAUCCUCAUCUGUCUUACUGGCAAGGUCUUGACUCCCUCUCUGCUCCAUUCCUGUAUCUCAAUUUCAACAAUGAAGCACUGGCCUAUUCUUGCCUGUCAGCAUUCAUUCCCAAGUACCUGUAUAAGUUCUUCAUGAAGGACAACUCGGCAGUCAUACAAGAGUACUUAGCAGUGUUCUCCCACCUGAUAGCAUUUCAUGAUCCUGAGCUGAGUAAUCACAUGAACAGCAUCGGGUUUAUACCAGAACUCUACGCUAUUCCUUGGUUCCUGACGAUGUUCUCACAUGUUUUCCCGCUGCACAAGAUCUUCCACUUAUGGGAUACCCUGUUGCUAGGCAACUCCUCCUUCCCACUCUGCAUCGGGGUGUCCAUCUUACAGCAGCUGAGGGCGGGCUUGCUUAGCUUCGGUUUCAAUGAGUGCAUCUUGCUGUUCUCUGACAUGCCUGAGAUUGACAUUGAGAAAUGCGUGCGAGAGUCCAUCCGUAUCUUCUGUAACACACCCAAGAGUGCUACAUACAGGCAGCAUGCCAGACCACCGCGUAGAUCUGAUCAAGAGAACACGGCUGCCUCGCAGAUCAAACCUGUCUCUUACUACAGUACUGACUAUAAUGAUGUCCCUCUGUCUGAACUGUCCCGUGAGCCACUGAGCCUGACUGAGCUGAAAACUGAAGUCAGUCCUCGCAUCUCUGCUGAGGAUCUCCUGGAGCUGUGUGACCUCAAGCCAGGGUUGACGCCCGGCUCACGCUCACCGACCAAGAAAACCAGGACCAGCAGGCCUCUCAUACUGUCUGUGGAUGUACGCAGCUCUGAAGACUUCGUCCGUGGUAACAUACCUGGCAGCGUCAACAUUCCUUUCAACCAGGCGUUCUCCCCUGAGGGAGACUUGGUACCAUGCAAGGCAGUCACGCUGCUCAACAACCACAAAGGAAGGGUGGUGGUUGUGGUCGGCAACAGAGGAAAGAAUGCGUCUAAUUUUGCGACACAGCUUGUGAGGCUAGGCUUCCCCAAGGUGUGCGUGAUGCAUGGUGGGAUUGAAUGCUUGCGACCGACGGGUGUCUUAGCCGUGUCCUCGCCAGACCUUGUAUAAAAACCAAAACUUAGGCCAAAAAU
Patiria miniata (bat star) is the source of this 2805-nucleotide messenger RNA. It is a transcript of the gene tbck, whose product is annotated as TBC domain-containing protein kinase-like protein. Gene Ontology annotation, biological process: protein phosphorylation; activation of GTPase activity. The record is from RefSeq and is a predicted model, not a curated record. The transcript is spliced from 21 exons. Bases 71 to 2782 code for a protein of 903 amino acids. NCBI's taxonomy places the organism in Eukaryota, Metazoa, Echinodermata, Asteroidea, Valvatida, Asterinidae. Gene Ontology annotation, molecular function: ATP binding; GTPase activator activity; protein kinase activity.